Molecule: messenger RNA, 3792 nt
Organism: Myxocyprinus asiaticus (Chinese sucker)
Lineage: Eukaryota; Metazoa; Chordata; Actinopteri; Cypriniformes; Catostomidae
Product: disks large homolog 4-like
Exons: 16
Coding region: 699-2594 (631 amino acids)
Biological process (GO): AMPA glutamate receptor clustering; postsynaptic neurotransmitter receptor diffusion trapping; chemical synaptic transmission
Cellular component (GO): neuron projection; postsynaptic density membrane; neuromuscular junction
Molecular function (GO): kinase binding
Source: RefSeq, a predicted model, not a curated record
UUUUCCUUUAAGAAAUAGUUCAGAAAUGUUAAUUCUCUCAUCAUUUACUCCCCCUUAUGCAGUCUCAAACUCUACUCCUGUGGAACACAGAGAUAUUUUGAUGGAGAUAUGAUGUUUUAUGUCCAUACAAUGCAAGUCAAUGGGGUCCAAAACUUCCAAUCUCCAAAGAGAACAUAAAGGUAAUUAAUAUGACUCCAGUGGUUUAAUCCAUGUCUCCUGAAGCGUGUUCAGCACUCUGCACAUGCGUCAAGCAUGAGGAAGUCUAAUCGAGCUUUAAAUUAUGAUCAUGCCUAGGAGAUUCCUGACUUCAAGAUUUAUAGUGAAAAAGGAGUUACAUUUUGGUCCAUUUCUCACUCAAAAUCGAUCUUGUCGCACCAGAAGACUUGUAUUAAACCACUGGAUUUCUUUUAUGCUGCCUUGAUGUGCUUUUUGGAGCUUCAAAGUUUGGACCCCAUUGACUUGCAUUGUAUGAAAAUAAACACAUCAUACAGCCUUAAAAAAAAUCACUUUUGUGUUCCACAGAAGAGAGUAAGUCAUAUGAGUUUGAGACGGAAUAAGGGUGAGUAAAUAAUGAGAGAAUUAUGGGUUAACUAUUCCUUUCAGUGUUGGCAUUUCUGUGUGAACAUCGGUGUGUGUGUGUGUGUGUGUGUGUGUGUGUUCAGGGUAACUCUGGUCUGGGCUUCAGUAUAGCUGGUGGGAUGGAUAACCCUCAAAUAGGAGAUGAUCCCAGUAUCUUCAUCACGAAGAUCAUACCAGGAGGAGCAGCAGCACAGGACGGCAGACUGAGGGUGAACGACUGCAUUCUCUUCGUAAAUGAUGCUGACGUGAGAGAAGUCACUCAUAGUUUUGCGGUAGAGGCGCUGAAGGAGGCAGGGCCUAUUGUACGACUCUACGUGCUGCGACACAAACCGUCUGCCGAAAAAAUCACAGACAUUAAACUCAUCAAAGGCCCGAAAGGUUUGGGCUUCAGUAUUGCGGGCGGUGUGGGUAACCAGCACGUCCCGGGCGAUAACAGCAUCUACGUCACUAAGAUCAUUGAAGGCGGAGCUGCACAUAAAGACGGACGGCUGCAGAUAGGAGACAAAAUUCUUGCUGUAAAUAAUAUGUAUUUAGAGGAGGUGAUGCAUGAAGACGCUGUAGCAGCACUGAAGAACACAGGAGAGAUUGUUUAUCUGAGAGUGGCCAAAACUCUGUAUCAUCCUCAGCAUCAAGAUAUCUACAAUCCACCUGACAUCACCAGCUCGUAUUCUCCUCAUAUGGACAUGUCGGAUUACCCACAAGCCCUCAGUCCCUCAUCUCCACGGCGAUACUCCCCCAUCCCCAAAGCCCUGCUGAUGGAUGAUGACAUACCCAGGGAGCCGAGGCGUGUGGCGAUUCUCAGGGGUUCUACAGGUUUGGGCUUUAAUAUCGUGGGCGGUGAGGAUGGUGAGGGUAUCUUCAUCUCGUUUAUUCUAGCGGGAGGAGCAGCGGAUCUGAGCGGAGAACUCAGGAAAGGAGAUCAGAUACUGAGCGUGAACGGUGUGGAUCUGCGUCAUGCGACUCAUGAACAGGCUGCAGUGGCGCUCAAGAACGCAGGACAGACGGUCACCAUCAUCGCCCAGUACAGACCAGAGGAGUACAGCAGAUUCGAGGCGAAGAUUCAUGACUUGCGUGAGCAGCUGAUGAACAGCAGUUUAGUUUCUGCAGCAGCGUCAUUACGGAGCGGAAAGAGAAGCUUCUUCAUCAGGGCUCUGUUUGACUAUGAUAAGACGUUAGACUGUGGCUUCCUCUCUCAGGCCGUGAGCUUCAGGUUUGGAGAUGUGCUGCAGGUGUUUGACUGCAGUGAUGAGGAAUGGUGGCAGGCCGCAAAAAUCUCUGCACACGGAGAACUGGAGGAGACCGGAUACAUUCCCAGCAAGAGGAGAGUUGAAAGGAAGGAGUGGUCCCGUAUGAAGACCAGAGGCAGAGACGUCAUUAGUGGACGCAGUGAAUACAUUGUGAGCUAUGAGACAGUGACACAGACUGAAGUGCACUACACGCGUCCAGUCAUCAUCCUCGGGCCGAGCAAGGAUCGCGUUAAUGACGAUCUUCUCUCCGAGUUCCCGGACAAGUUUGGCUCCUGUGUUCCGCACACGACGCGGCCGAAGCGUGACUAUGAGGUGGACGGACGGGAUUAUCACUUUGUGUCGUCACGGGAACAGAUGGAGAAAGACAUUCAGAGUCACAGAUUCAUCGAGGCUGGACAAUAUAACAGCCACCUGUACGGGACCAGCGUCCAGAGUGUGAGACAGGUCGCAGAACAGCAGGGGAAACACUGUAUUCUGGAUGUUUCUGCUAAUGCUGUGAGGAGAUUACAGGCUGCUCAACUUCACCCCAUCGCCAUUUUCAUCAGACCCUCCUCACUGCAGAAUAUACUAGAUAUAAGCAAACGUUUGACUGAAGAACAGGCGAGAAGAGCUUUAGACAGAGCCAUCAAACUGGAGCAAGACUUCAUCGAGUGUUUCUCAGCGAUCGUGGAGGGCGACAGCUUCGAGGAGAUCUUCCAUCAUGUGAAGUCUGUGAUCAAGGAACAGUCUGGACCGUAUAUCUGGAUACCAGCAAGAGAGAGACUGUAAAAACACACAUACACAACUGAAGACUCCCAUCAGGAACACAGGAGAGAUGUGUGAUGAGAGAACAUGCCCAGCUCAUAUUUCAACACAAAAUCACAAGAGAAAAAAUAAGAAAUCAUAACUUCCAUGAAGAUAACUCGGGAGCAAAAAUGUGCUGAAAAUAAAGGCAAAAUAUAAUUUGUUCUUUCUUUCUUGUGAUUUUGUGGUGAAAUGUGAGCUGGACAUGUUCUUGACAGGUUUCAUGAGAUUCACCCUUUGAAAUUUCAUGGAAAUCAUCAGGACUUUGUCUAUUGCGUGUGUGUGUGUGUGUGUGUGUGUGUGUGUGUGUGUGUGUACAUGAGCCAUUGCUACUGACAACGACGACGAUGAUGAUAAUGAUGGUGUUUACAGGGGUGUUUCCAUGGUGACUGUGAGCUCAUUGAGUGCAACACAAUGUCAGAGGCAAUAUAGACAUGAGCACUGAGCACUUUACUAACACACACACACACAUCUCAUUCACACAGGAAACACUGAUGUGUGUGUGUCUCAUUGUGAUGUGUCUCUAUAGGGCUACUAUUUACAUAUAAUAAACUAACUGCACAGGGAGAGAAAUGUGUGUGUGUAUGAGUGUGUGUGUGUCUGUGUGUGUGAGUGAGUGAGUGUGUGUGCGAGUGUGUGUGAUGUGUGUGUGAGUGAUGUGUGUGAGUGAUCUGAAAGCAUUAGAUUCAUACUCUUAGUGACAGAUAUUUUAUGAUUUAUAUGUGUGUGUGCUUGUGUGUGUGAGAGAUAUACUGUUGAUGAUUAUCAUUAUUAUAAAUAUAUACAUAUAUUGAAAUAUACCGCAGCUGUACAUAGAGAUUUAGAUGAUAUGAACCAAUGUGGCUUUAAACACAUGAUCACUGCACUUCUCUGAGCCAAAACGACCCACAAUCCACCUCUCUGCCCAUAUGAACAUACACGACACACGUCUGUCAUCCCUGCCAAUACGCCGCUCUCAUUCUCAAACAUUAAACCAGAGUGAUUUUCUGCUUUAGUUUGUGUGAAUAUGAUGUUUCUGUUCAGUUUGUCAUUGGCUCACGACUCUUACAGAUGCAUUUAAACUCAUGGAUGUGGCGAGGGAACAGUCGCUCUGUAUAAUAUUAAAUAUAUGGAUUCAUAAAUAUAUUUCCUGUUGUAAACUAGCUCUAAAAUACUGAGAUGACAUUAAAAUGUUUUAAUAAUU